AUGGCUGCUGCUCAGGGAUACCCGCUUCUCUGUCUGGAGAAUCCCCUCUUGGAUAUCCAGGGAGAGGGAGACCAAUCGACUCUAGAUAAAUAUGAGGUCAAGGCAAACGAUGCAAUUCUCGCUGAAGAAAAGCACAUGGGCCUCUAUGAAGACUUAAUGCAGAACCACAAGGCAAAGCUGAUACCCGGCGGAGCUGCUCAGAACACUGCUCGUGGAGCUCAGUAUAUGCUUCCCAAGGACUCCGUCCUCUACAUCGGCUGUGUUGGUAAGGACAAGUAUGCUGAUAUCCUCCGAGAGUCCUGUGCAAAGGCUGGUAUCCGAGUCGAAUACCGAGUAGAUGAUGUUCAGCCCACUGGUCGUUGCGGCGUCAUCAUUACAGGCCACAACCGAUGCUUGGUGACCCAUUUGGCUGCUGCCAAUGAAUACAAGCUCGACCAUCUCAAGCUGCCCCAAAUCUGGGACCUUGUCGAGAAGGCCCAGUUUUACUUCGUCGGUGGCUACCAUUUGACUGUCUGUGUUCCAGCCAUCCUUGCUCUUGCUGAAGAGGCCGCUGCGAAGAACAAGACCUUCAUCCUCUCACUCUCUGCCCCAUUCAUCCCAGCUUUUUUUAAGGAUCAGCUUGCUUCAGUCCUCCCAUACACCGACUUUAUCGUCGGAAACGAGGCUGAGGCCCUCUCAUUCGCUAAAUCUCAGGACUGGAAGACCGAGGACAUCGCUGAAAUUGCCGAAAAAAUGGCCAAGCUCCCAAAGACUAACAGCAAGCGUGCAAGAACUGUCAUCAUCACCCAAGGAACUGAGCCGACCAUUUCAGCAGUCUCCAAUGCAUCUGGUGAAGUGACCGUCACUAAGACUCCUAUCCGUAAGAUCCUCAAGGAAGAAAUCUGUGACACUAACGGAGCUGGUGAUGCCUUUGCUGGCGGAUUCUGCGCCGGUGUUGUUCAAGGGAAGGAUGUUCCAGAGUGUGUCGAGAUGGGACAUUGGCUCGCCAACUUAAGCAUCCGAGAAUUGGGUCCAUCUUACCCAUUCCCACAACAAACCUACACCGAGUAG
Messenger RNA from Microsporum canis CBS 113480, 1050 nucleotides. Its product is annotated as adenosine kinase. Gene Ontology annotation, molecular function: adenosine kinase activity. Gene Ontology annotation, cellular component: nucleus; cytosol. Bases 1 to 1050 code for a protein of 349 amino acids. NCBI's taxonomy places the organism in Eukaryota, Fungi, Ascomycota, Eurotiomycetes, Onygenales, Arthrodermataceae. The transcript has 7 exons. Gene Ontology annotation, biological process: purine ribonucleoside salvage. The record is from RefSeq and is a predicted model, not a curated record.